Molecule: messenger RNA, 1725 nt
Organism: Strongylocentrotus purpuratus (purple sea urchin)
Lineage: Eukaryota; Metazoa; Echinodermata; Echinoidea; Camarodonta; Strongylocentrotidae
Product: protein unc-119 homolog B
Exons: 4
Coding region: 90-545 (151 amino acids)
Biological process (GO): cilium assembly; nervous system development; lipoprotein transport
Cellular component (GO): cilium
Molecular function (GO): lipid binding
Source: RefSeq, a predicted model, not a curated record
UCUCUCUCAUUGUCCUUUGUGCAGAUUACUUGUGUGACCCAGAUGCCAAUAUCUUCAGUAUAGACUUCACAAGGUUCAAGAUCAGAGAUAUGGAGACGGGGACAAUUUUAUUUGAGAUCGCCAAGCCACCACCAUCAGAGAAUGAUGACGAUGUGGAAUCAGAACCGGAGGACGUCGAUCCCAAUGCUGGAAGAUUUGUCCGCUAUCAGUUCACACCACAGUUUCUCAAGCUGAAGACGAUCGGCGCAACGGUCGAGUUUGUGGUCGGUGACAAACCAAUCAGUAACUUCAGGAUGAUCGAGAGGCAUUACUUCAGAGAUAGAUUGCUCAAGAGCUUUGACUUUAACUUCGGUUUCAUCAUCCCCGAUAGCAAGAACACCUGUGAACAUAUAUACGAGUUUCCUCAGCUAUCGACGGACGAAAUUCAUGAAAUGGUGGAUAAUCCAUUCGAGACCAAGUCCGACAGCUUCUACUUCGUCGACAACAGGCUGAUCAUGCACAACAAGGCCGACUAUGCCUACAACGGCGGCAUAGGGGCAAUGUGAUCCUACAUGUACACCAGUCUUUUUACCUUGUGUGUUCAUCAUCCCUUCUCAUGUGUGAAUAGCUGUACAGACGAUCAUAGGAGCCAGGUGAAAAUAGGGUCACCAGUCUAUGUCACCAUCAAUCACUACACAUUUGAAAUUGUUACCAGUCUACCAAUCUCCAUGGCAAAAUGUUCUCUUUUCUCAUGUGUGAAUAGCUGUACAGACGAUCAUAGGAGCCAGGUGAAAAUAGGGUCACCAGUCUAUGUCACAAUCAAUCAAUACACAGUUGAAUUUGUUACCAAUCUACCAGUCUUCAUAAUAGUUGUUCUUGCUUCUCAUUUGUGAAUAGCUGUACAGAUGAACAGAGCUAUAUGAAGAAUUGGCCACCAGUCUCUUCACAGUUGAAAUGAAAUUAGGUACCAGAUUUUCCUUACAUACAAUGUGUAUCUAAUUUGUAUUUUGUAUAUAAGAUUAUGAAGAGAAUCAAUGAAAUUAUAUAUUACCUUAAAAUUCACUGUAUUCACCCCCUCCCACCAGAAAAAGCAAAUGUACCUCAUCUGGGAAAGAGAGAAGAGAUUUACAUCCCUCUAAAUCACCUUAUCAAUAUCCAGUAACAGUAUAAGCCCACUCUGAGACAUGAUUAUAGACCAGUCUGUAUUAAGGCUUUCAUUGGACUUUGUAUAGUGUUGUAGAUAAAUAAGGUUGCUCUAUUUGAUCUCAAAUGAUAUACAUUUUUCCUGGCAAAGAAAAUUUUCAGUGACCGAUUUUGAAAGUGAUAAUUCCAGUUGUGAUAUUUUGUUCUGCGGCACAUAAAUGGUUAAUUUUUCUCCUCCUUUAGCCCCUUUUUUUGCUUGAUUACAUUCCAUGUGCUGACUGUAUUUAACUUUUGCUAGGAGCAUGGGAAAAUGUCCUGUGGUCAUUUUCCUCAGUACAUAGCGUUUUGUUCUUGGUGGAUUUAUGAUGGGAUAGACUGAUUGGACAGUACACCAGUCUCUCAACAAGAUAUUUAUCAUUUCUCAUGCGUGUAUAACCAUCAGUUCAGGCAGGGGAGCUUCUGAGAAGACAUUGUCAACCAGUCUUCAGAAUGGUGUAUGUCAUGUUUCUUUGAACAGUACAAGCAUAGUGCUGAACAGCUUCUAGACGUAAAACACGCACACACCAACUUCAUUGUCCAUGGGUUUUAAUUAUCAACAUCUAA